This is a messenger RNA of Suillus plorans, 6612 nucleotides long. RefSeq lists its product as uncharacterized. The transcript has 21 exons. Lineage: Eukaryota; Fungi; Basidiomycota; Agaricomycetes; Boletales; Suillaceae. The record is from RefSeq and is a predicted model, not a curated record. The coding region runs from base 1 to 6612 and encodes 2203 amino acids.
AUGUCGCAUUCAUAUCGUGAUGUUUUCCAGACCUUUUCCGCGUAUCGGAAGGGAUCGCCUCCAGUUACGUCUGAUGCUGACCGUUCUCUCGAGUUCCCUCGCAGACCUGGCUCUCAGCACAGACCGACGUCGAAAUGCCAAUCGGUAUCCCAAACAACCAAUGUCAGAUCAGACAAGGAAACUUCAUCGCUGCCUCUAGUUUGGGUUGAAGUCCGAGACAACGUUAUCCCGCCUCACGCUGUUCCAUUCGCCUUGGACAGUCACGGACCUCUUUUCAUAGCCCGAGCUUAUCUAGAGGGAGCAUUUUUCCUGGGCAAGGCUGGUCCUCAGCUCACUAGCGGUGCUAUCAUUAGCUACGGAAGUUUAGAAAUAACGGUGACCCGGUAUGAUGUACUCGUGUGCGCCGGACGGCUGAGUUGGGAGAUUCCAUAUUCUUCUGGGACAAGCUUUAUGCGCCAGGACACCGUCAUCACAAAAUAUCGCAUCAAUCACGGUCUUGAACAAGCUCUCACGUAUCAUCAGGAUAUUCCUGAAAACGCCCAUAAUUCCGCAGAUAAUCACAACAAGGUCGAUAACAACCAGCGUUCGGUGACUCCCGAUCCCGACCCCACCAUCGUCGCAUCGCAUACCAGGGCCCGCAGCAACUCUACAUAUGGCCUUUCGUCAAAAGAAUCUUUAGAUGUUGACAUAUUGAAAGCUCGCGACACUUUCGUUCCCCUGAAAUCUCCUCUUGAGCUAACGGAACGGUCACGAUCACUCCCUCCCAGAGCAAGAAGAUCAGCUGAGUCAAGCUUUGAUGCUAGGGCGGAACUGGGUACUUUUCGGUGUGACAGUGCACAAAGCGCUGAUGUUACUACGGUCAUUACGUCCGCUACUCACAGGUCUGAGCAUGCACCGGUGUCCCGCCCAAGUGUGGUGACGUCAUCGAAACCUCGAGUCCGUCUUGAUUGCGCCAGUCAAGGGUCGUACAGGCUUCCUACCGUGGCUAGUGCUGUUGAAUAUUCCGCAUAUGAGCGAGGCACUCCAGUCGGUUCGUUCGCUGGAUCCGAAAUCACAGGGUUCCGCGAGGUAGUGAAUGUCGAUGGAUGGAGUGCAUACAGCAGUUCACCUCGUGAACCUCCAGCUCAAUCGGUACAUGCUGGCUUUGCCCAAGAUGUUUCACCGCGUCGAAGAUACUCAAACACUGGUAUAGCUCCUUCCACGCCUGUAAAUCACCACACAAACCAGUUCUUGUCGACUUCGGCAACGAGCCACUCAUUGGCAAGCAAUGUCCUUGAUUCUCGAUUCACCAAUACUCCCAAUCCUUCGUCGAAGGACGAUUCUCAGUUCACCCCCACGCAUUAUUCAUUUUCCUCACACCAAGUGUUGAGUGAUUCGCCACUGUCUCAACCAUCUACAGUUUUCUCUCGUGGUACUUGGGCGGGCACCCAAGGAAGCCUUGCUUUGUGUCUCUGCAUCCUCGACGACGUCAAUGACACGAACAAAUAUCAGUCAAAACUGGCCAACUGUCCCGUACACCCUCCCGCAGACACGAUCGGCAUCUCUGCCAAUUUGAGCGAUUUCGGGCAUGUCGAUCAGUAUGAUCAAUGGGCAUCUCCUGUUGCCAAAACACAUGUAUGGCAACGUGGCAUGCAAUACCAGAAAUCUCACUUGAAGGAUAGCCCAAGUCACAUUCCGCAAUCUCCUACAUUUCUAUCCACCAAUUCACCACCAGCCCAGAGCUCUCUCGCCGGUGAUCAUACAGAUAUUGAUCUACGUUCGACUCAUUACUCACGCCAUGACGUGCCAAAGAGACCCGCCGAGACGUCAUCCGAGGACGAAAACAUGACUGUCUCGGAGCAUGUGUGUGGCUGUGAGUCAGAGCAUGUAUGCGACUCCGAGCAUUGGCAGCUUGUCUCCGGAACAACCUUUGGCGUCGAAGCACAAACUUGUGAUGGUACUGGAAGCGAUGUAUUUACCAGCGAGCGUCCUGCGCCAAUCACCAUUAACCCGUCGAACGCUGGGAUCGUGACGAGUGAAGUCAAACUUCUGCCUCACCCUAUGCCGCUCAUAACCUCUGCAUCUCAAGUAGCUGGAGACAGCAAACGGGAGCACAGUCGUGCCGUAGUGCAGGAGAGCACCCUUGAACGGGAGCUCGUUCAAGAGAAUCGAGUCGCAGAUCCUGCAGUAUCCCAAACUAUAGGCAUGGGGGAGUCAACAUCGGUUGUUCCCUCUCGCGGAACCCUGGUAACUGAAGAAUGUGCACCAUUGUCGACUGUCACAUGUAGUCCAAACUCACCUCCUUCGCAACGGCCGUCUGCCCAGACAAUUUCAUGUAACGAUGGCUCAGUCACGGAUGACGAACUCCAUAGCCUUCGCGAGUGCGCAGACUCGUCUGUCCUCGUCUGUGCAUCCCUAGCACACGAGGAAAACAAUACUUCAACUAGAGUUAUCGCGGCCGAGAGCACACAGAAGACAAGUCCAGCAUCGAACGAUACUCGAAACUCAUCUUUCAUUCAAAGUACAUUGACGAUAGUCGAGAGUCCCUCUCUGACUUCUACCAGACACGAGGAACUCUACGAUCAAGACGUAGCCAGGGACAAGCCUAGUCAAGUGACCCCUGCUUCGAAACUUGAAGAGGAUUGCAAGCGUCAAACUGUGGAGGACAGAGAAAACCAUUAUGAUCAAGGGGCAGAAAGCGAGGUGAAGCAAAAUCCCACAUCCUAUUCCCGUACUGUCAGUGUUGUCGAAGGAAACACGUCGAAGUCUGCGGUGUUGAACGAUGACAGGACGAUAAAUGAGGGCGCCAACGGUGCCGCAUUGUCACUGUCUAUCAAUCCUAGGUCAAAAAUGUCUCCCUCCGAACCGGGUGUUCCGCAGGACUCGAUGAUCAAUCGCAUCGAAUCUGAAUACGAACACCAGUCUUUGGACCUCGACACAGUUUCAAGGAAUUCCAUUCACAUAUCUAGCCAUGAUUCGACUGAGAGCAGUGAAGAGCACAUCCAAAGACAGUCAGCCCCAAAUUUAUCCCUCAGGAACGAGCAAUUUACUGAUGAUGAGCUCAACAGGGCUCGUGAAGAAGUAGACUCCUCUGUGCUGGUCCGGUCGUCCUUGAUACCUGCGGAGAACAUUGGAACACCAGCACCGGCCCCACACAGAGCUCUCGAUAAUACACGAAAGUCGAGUCUAGCAUACAAUGAUCUCGGGAACUCGUCUCCGACCGAAAGCACGUCCAGGAUGGGUCAGACUUCUUCCCCAGUAAUUGACCUGAAGGACGGAUCCUGUGGUCAAAUUGUAGGCACGGAACUACCUACUCACAGCUUCUCUCCCCCGAAUGCUUAUGUCGACGACAGAGUGCCUGUAUCAGCAGAUUAUAUGCGCCAGGAUCUAGAGGGCAGAGGAGACUAUCAUGCACGGGAGGUGGAGAGUGAGGUUACAUUCAAAUCGGAGUCUCAUUCCAGUGCCGUCGAGAGUGUCGGGCAGUUAGAGAGUGCCAUGGUAUUGAACGCUGGUGGCCGAUCAGAUAAGGACGCUAACAGUACCAUUUCAUCCCUGCCAUCAACUUACGCUGAGCGUAAGCUGUCUUCUUCUGAAUCGGGCCUCCCACAAGAUGCGGGAAUCAAUGCCAUUCAGUCUGCACACGAGUACCAGUCCUCAGAUAUCGACAUAGCUUCAGCGACUUCCGUGCAAACCUUGGCCCAUCGCGCGAUUGAGAACAGAGUCGAGAGUUCUCCGGUUACUAUACCAGAAGGACCUUGCUUUCAAUAUGUGGCGAUAGACGAACCUUGUCAACACUUAUCCACUCCGAAAAUUGACAGCACCGAACCAUCGGAGUGCGUGCACCAGGCUGUGGAGAGCAAAGGCGACCGUCAUGAACUGGAGACGGAAAGCAAGUUCAACCUCAGCUUGACAGCAGAUUCCCAUUCUGUCGGGAUUGUCGAGCGAUCCACGUCGAAGACUGUGGUAUCGAAAAUUCAUGGGCAAAUGAAUCAGAACACCAAUGUCCCUGCGUUUCCUUUGUCCCAAAUGACCAUGCUGUCUCCUUCUGACCCGGGUAUCCCACAGGAUGCGGAAGCCGAUCUUAUACAGUCUGAAUGCGAGCACCAGUCUUCCGCUGGGGUCGACGCAGCUUCAAUUGACCUUGUGCAGACUUCGAACUAUGAUUGCUCAAUCCAAGGGUACCGAUCAGCUCAGUCAUUCUCUAGUAACGAGCCUGGAGCAACCUUAUCUACCCACGUCUACCUGUCCCUGGAACAGAACAAUUCAAAUUUACCACCAUCCAUCGACAAAGCAGUUGAGAAUAUGCAGGAGUCGAGUUCGGUCAAUGGAAUUUCGAAAUCUUUGACAUCGACAACAUAUCAGGGUCAUUCUCUUGUCGCUAGCACGCAUGAAGAAUCUUGUGGCCAAGAUAUGACCAAGGACCAGCUUAAUCAAGGUUCAUCCUCCCCAAAAUAUGAGGCUGACGAAGAGGGUGUAACAGCAGAUCGCAUGCACCAGGCCAUCAUAGAGUUGAGAUGCGAGUCUCAGUCUUCAGAUGUCAACGAGGUGUCAAAGACUUUCGAAUCGGAGCACACCUGGAGUCAUCACUCGCCUGCGAACAGUGAAUGGCACAGCCAACGACAAGGAGACUAUCAUGCACGGGAGGUGGAGAGUGAGGUUACGCUCAAAUCGAAGUCUUAUUCCAGUGCUAUCGAGAGUGCCAUGGUAUUAAACGCUGGUGGUCGAUCAGAUGAGGACGCUAACAGCGAUAUCUCAUCCCUGUCAUCAACUUACACUGAGCGCAAGCUGUCUUUUUCCGAACCGGGUGUUCCACAGAAUGCGGGAAUCAAUUUCAUUCAGUCUGGACGAGAGCACCAGACCUCAGAGAUCAACGUAGCUUCAAAGACUUUCGUGCGAACCUCAAGUUAUCGUUCAAUUGAGAACAGAGAUCAGAGUUCUCUAGUCACUGUGCAAGAAGGACCCUGGUGCCAACCUCGUGAAUGUUUUUCCGCUCGGAAACUUGACAUCAACGAACUACCAGACUCUCCAAAACAUGAGGCUGAUGAAGAGGGUGUAACUGCUGAUCGCAUGCACCAGGCUAUCGUAGAGUCGAGAUGCGAGCGCCGGUCUUUAGAUGUCAACGAGGUUUCGAAGACCUUCGAAUCGGAACCCACCUGGAUUCAUCACUCGCUUGAGAGCGGUGAAUGGCACACCCAACAACAAGGUCGACAGCAAGUACAUUCAUCUGGUAUCGUCGGACCUCAAGUUGGGGAGAGCAACACAACUCCAUUAAAUAUCACAGUUAAGAAUACACAUACGUCAGGUACAACGCCUGACGAUCUUCGGAGCUCGCCUGUGCUUGAAGGCACAUCAGCGAUGGAGCAGACUCCUCCUGCAGGUGAUUCCUUACAAGGGGCUCCUGAUCGUGAUGUGACCAGGGUCCGAUAUAGUAGUCGAAGUUUAUCCAUCCCGAAAUUUGAGGACAACAAUGUCGACGCAUCAGCAGGUUAUAUGCGCCAGGUUUCGGUGACCAGAGGAGACUAUCAUGAACAGAGGAUGGACAGCGAGGUGGAGCAAAAUUUGGCGUAUCAUUUCUGCAGCGUCGGAAUGCCCGGACAAUCGAUGUCAGACACUGUGACAGGGAACAAUGAUAGGCGGAUGGAUAAGGACGCCGAAGACACUGCGUUUCCCCUGUCCUCGACUACUAUAAGGACCAAACUGUCAAUCGCUGAGCCAGACAUUCUACGGGAUGUGGCCACCUCUUCAAAGGUCAUCACGACCUUAACGAAUUCCAUGCAGACUUCGAGUUAUAGGUCGACUGUGAACAAUGAACACGUCUACCAACAGCCAGCCCGAACUUCCUCCUGGAGUAACGAGCCCCCCGUCAACCAAUCGCAAACAACUACCCCCGUCCACCUGUUCUCGGUACCUGGAGAAAACAAUCCAACUCCAGCACAGCUCUUCAGCGUAGCAUUAUCCAAGAACACGCAGCAACCGAGUUCAGCCUUUAAUAGUCCGGAUUCAUCUUUACCUGAAGGCGUGCCAACGACAGGUCAGACAUCUUCUCCGGCCACUUACGAAUGCGGGGAACCCUGCGGUCGAGAUGAGGCUAGAGACCUGCCUAGUCAAGGCUCCUCUACACCGAAACUCAGGGACGACAAAGAGGAUAUAUCGGCACACUGCACGUUCCAGGGUAUUGUCUCGAAUGAGGGCAACCAUCUUGCGCCAUGCGCUGAAGGAACCCUAGGUGCAAAAGCGGGAGAAGACCAUUGCCUGAAGGCAGGACCAACGGUCACAUCUGUGACUUGUGAUUCAAUCACUGUCCAAUGCUCAUCUCAGACGAAGAAUCAAGAGAAUACUUCAUGUGCUGCUGACACGAGACGUUGUGGUGCGCUGUGGAAUGCGUGUGAUACUUGCUCAAUACCGUCAGAUGACUGCGGGGCAUGUACAAACACGGCGCCUAAUGAUUGUCCCCCGGCCGAUGGACAGUUGACACAAACUGCUGCUAUCGAUUGCGCACAUGAAUGUCCUUCGACUAUGGACUCCUUACCAGUCGAAUCGUGCUGUCCUGAACCAAAGGGACCUCUUUCGUACGUGUCGUGCAUUUUGAGGCUUGAUAUUGUAAUAAACUUCGUGCAGAGAGCCCUGUGGUAA